This is a messenger RNA of Westerdykella ornata, 2034 nucleotides long. RefSeq lists its product as uncharacterized. The record is from RefSeq and is a predicted model, not a curated record. Gene Ontology annotation, cellular component: membrane. Gene Ontology annotation, molecular function: transmembrane transporter activity. NCBI's taxonomy places the organism in Eukaryota, Fungi, Ascomycota, Dothideomycetes, Pleosporales, Sporormiaceae. Gene Ontology annotation, biological process: transmembrane transport. The transcript has 6 exons. The coding region runs from base 302 to 1834 and encodes 510 amino acids.
CACCCGACGACCUGUGAAUAGAGAAGGCGCGUGAAUCUGGUUACACAUUCCUGAUUCCCCGUCGCUUUCGUUGGUUUACUGUCCUCGUCCUCAUUCUGGAGAGGCGUCCUACAGCCAGGCGCAUUACCACACUGAAUAGCUCAUUCGAGAUAUCCGUUCCCGUAAACAACUCCCCCAUCAAAGCUUUGACAAGGACGUUUAGCAGACAAGAGAGAUGUGCCUUUCUGCAAUAAGAUAGCUUUCUUGGGGCCAACUACCCCUAUGCAGACUCCUUAACGAUCAACACUUGACCACCGCCAACAUGUCCCGCGGAACUCCCUCCCCUCUCCAUCUCCGCCAACCAAAUAUAAACAUACAAACCCUAUGGCCCAUACUUUUCCUUCUGAUUCUCGUCAACCUGACCACGAGCCUCUACUCCCUCCCUCUAAAUCGCGUCAUCGAGAAACGCCUAUGUCAAGAACACUACGCCGGCGACUCCAAUGUCACGCGGCCAGGAGGUAUGAUACCAGAAGAGCUGUGCAAGAUUGACGCUGUUCAGAAGCGGCUUGCUUGGUUUCAGGGCAUUAUGGAGACGACGUUGGUGGUGUGUGAUGUAAUCGUUACCAUCCCAUUCAGUUUCAUUGCUGAGAGAUACGGUGUUCGGAUCGUGUUAUGGUGUAAUCUGGUUCCGCGGAUUACGCUGUCAGUCAUGGCAAUUGUGGUGGGAACAUUAGAUCAUAUCCUCCCAGCAAAAACCAUCCUCGCUGGGCCAUUCCUUGCUGUGUUUGGAGGAGAAUGUGUCUUCAGCUCCACAAUCUUCACACUGACAUCCGCUCUGAGUAAUGACUAUGUACAAAGAACAUCCUACUUCUCGUACGUCAGCUCUAUCUCUUACGUCGUAGCCUUUGUCGGCCCCUCGCUGGCGUCCCUCACCAUGAGCCAGAGCUUGUGGUUACCCUUCUGUAUCAACAUCGUAUUGCUCUUCGCCGCCGUACCGACAAUCCGUCUCCUUCCAGACGCAAAACACCUCCUCGUCCAACUACCCAUCACAGACAUCAUAGACGGAGAAGUCGACAAUGAAGAAACCUCUAGGCCCCUGCUCCGUCCCAGAUCACCGAAGCCGGACAGAUACACCCACGCCUUCGACACCACCGACAAGUUCGGAAUCCUGCAGAGCACACUGCACGCCACACGUACCAUCAUCCGGCUCGUCACGGCCCGACGGAACUUCCAGAUCAUCCUCCUCUCCGCCUUCCUCACAGCUAUAGCUAGUUCCGACACCAAACUCCUCGUUCAAUAUAUCUCCAAGCGCUACGCCUGGACAUUCGCACAGGCCGGCUACCUCCUCUCCGCCAAAGCCCUCAUCAACAUCCUCCUCCUCACCGUCAUCGUCCCCCUUCUCAUCCAGCGCACCGCCUCAAGCCAAACCCUCCAAAACAAAGACGCCGUCUCAGAAACGGAGAUCCGAAUGAACUAUCUCGCUGCCGAAGCUAGUAUCGCCAUCUCCGUCAUCGGCGUCCUAUGCGUGGGUCUGGCGUUUAGAUUUUGGAUGUUGUUAGGUGCCCUCCUCACCUAUGCCCUCGGCUCCGCCCUCCCAAUCUUCAUCCUCUCCCUCCUCAAAUCCCCCCUCACAACCACCAACCCAGCCUCCCCUUCCCCCUCCCCUUCCCAGUCCCCCUCCCCCUCCAAUAACCACUCCAUCCCCAUCCUCACACUCGUAAAAACCCUCGGCUCCCUGGUAGGCGUGCCGCUGAUGACAGGGCUCUGGGUGCAAGGGAUCAGAAUCGGGGGAGCGGGGUUGGGAUUGCCGUAUUUUGUUUCUGCUGUAAGUAAGUUCUUUCUUCUGCUGUUUUGAGGGGGUGGAGUGGAGACGGGGAAAAAGGUUGGGGGGAGGAAUGUAGGAGUGAGGUUCGGGUUGUGCUAACGGGGACUUGUCUAGGGCGUGUAUUUGAGUGCGGCUGUUGUGGUUGGGAGGCUGGAAUGGUGAUCGAGACGUGUGUGCGGUCAUCAUCGAGAUAGAAGAGGAGGGGAGCAACUCAGGUUGCAACGCACUCC